AAUUAUUUGGAUUGUCCAGAAUUUAAUCGAAUCUGGUUUAAUUUAGCUUCUUUUGAUGUGUUAUCAUGCUUUCUUCAGUGCUCCGUUUUUGCUUAAUUCUGGUUCUAGAGUUUAAAUUUUAAAAAAUGAACUUAGAAGAGUUGAUCUAGGAGAAAGAUAAAAAAAAUAGGAUGAUUAGAUUUUUUAAUAAGGAUUUCUAGUGAGUUUAAUUUAGUUUUGUUUAUUGUGCUCCUUCCCUUCUUUUUGAAUUUUAAUCUACACGGAUAACUUUUAUUUCAAAACUAAAAUAUAUAGGCACAAGAAGGAAGACUAUCUUAUUUUGUUAAAUCUGAGUUUGUUAGUUAACAUGUUUUUGUUUGUUUUAUGGAAUCCUUUAGUUUUGUCACAAUUUACUUCUUUUGAUCUUUAGAGUUGAAAUUUCAAAAAAUGCAUUUGGAAAAUUCAUAUGGUUCCUUUUACAGAUUAACUUAGCUUGUUCAAAAUUAUUUACUCUUUUUUUUCUCUCUUCCUGUUUUCCUUUUUGGUGAUUUCGAAGUUGAGAGAUGUCACUUUGUUAAACUUUAUUUAAUUUAUCUGGUUGUUAGGCAGAAAAUGGGAGUCUGUUGAAGGAUUCCUUUGAGUUCUUAUUGAGCUGACACCAAGAUGAUGCCAAUUUGUUCUGCCACCCCAAGUUGUUCUUCUCAUUCUCAGAUUUCAUUCCAUGGAGGUCUGCGACCCUCUUGUCCAUUCCGGAAUGAUUUUGACUCCAGAUGUAUUAUAGAAGACAGAGUUAUUUUAGGCUUGCCAAAUGGAACUCAUCUGCAAAGAAUUUCCUUUAAAACCCAAGCUGCAAAAUCUUUGUACUCCCAUGCUAAUGAUUGGAGUUCUUCGGUUGGGGAGAAACUGGAACAUGCAGAAAGUUAUAGCAUAUCAGGUGCAGAAGAGGGGCUAAUGGACUUUACUGGUCAGUCGACUGAUAAUGCAGAUAGUUUAACAAGUGCUGUGGAAUCUGAUAUCAUGUCAACUAGUGUUAUGACACCAGAAAAUCCCAGCACAGUAUCUGACUCGGGCAAUGAUUCAUUAUCUAGUGUGAACACUAGUUUUGGUGAUUUUGUUGAUGGGGUUAGGGACUCCUUGAGCACUUCCAUGAGUAAAGGAGAAAAUGCUUUGCAGAACUCACUAGAUGCAAUUACAUCAUCAAUAACGUCCAUUACAAAAGGUGCUAAUGAAACCGUGGAUAACGCCUUUAGUAGGGUCUUUUCAGCUGUAGAUCAAACUAAAGGACUGACUAACAAUAAAUUAACUACCUUUUCGAGUGACUUGAAGGAAGCCACAAGUAAAGCAGCAGUCUUUUCUGGUGAUGUGUUGAGAGGUACAAUUAUUGCAGUGGAAAAUUCCAUAAUAAAAGGCGCAUCUUUCGUAGUUUAUUCUUAUGGUUCUGCCAAGGAACUUCUUCCUCCAGAGAUAAAGGAUGCAUUGAAUUUAUUUGAAGAAAAAACUGUUCAGAUAUUGAGGCCAAUUGGUACAUUUUCUCAACAGUUUUACUCUGCCAUUGAGGAUUUGGAGAGAAAUCUUGGCCUGGAUCCAAAUGAUCCAGUUGUUCCAUUUUUUCUUUUCCUUGGAACCUCAGCAACCCUUUGGGUUUUUUAUCGGUUGUGGGUAUAUGGUGGUUAUUCUGGGGAUUUAUCUCCUCAAUCUACUUUAGAGCUCUUGACAGGGAAGGAAGAUGCUGUACUCAUUGAUGUUCGGCCUGAGAUUCUGAGAGAGAGAGAUGGAAUUCCUGAUCUUCGGCGAGCAGCUAGGUUUCGCUAUGCAAGUGUAAAUUUACCAGAGGUUGAUGAGCCUGUACGAAAAUUGUUGAAGGGUGGAAGAGAUGUCGACAACAGCUUAAUUGCUGCCGUUAUUCGCAACUUGAAAGCUGUUAAGGACAGGUCCAAGGUCAUAGUUCUGGAUGCUGACGGUACUUAUUCCAAAGGAAUUGCAAGGUCCCUAAGAAAACUUGGGGUUAAGAGAGCAUACUUGGUUGAGGGUGGCUUCCAGUCUUGGGCGAAACAAAAUCUCAGAGUCAAGGAGCUUAAACCUGAGACAGCGCUAACUGUACUGAAUGAGGGUUCUGUUGCAGCAUUGUAUGCAAUACUAGAGUGGGAGAAGACAUUACAAUUUAUUGGUGUGCUCGGCCUCGCACAGAGUAUUUAUCGGCGGGUUGUGUCAUAUGAGGGCCCUGAAGAUUUUAGGCAAGACGUCAGGUUGUUGCUUGCUCCUGUAAGAAUUGGAGCUCAGGCAAUUUCAUGGGCUGCCGGAAAAUUAGAGACCAAUGGCAUUGGACUCCCUACAUCACCUUCAUCUUCAGAUGUUCAAAACCGGGUUCUGCAAGCUGCUGCAAAGCAUGAAUCUCAACCAUCUGAUACUGAAGGAGUCCAGAAUCCAUCUUCUGAACCAGUUGCUCCAAUAAAUGAGAAUGUAGAUUUUUCAGAAGCAUAGGUGUUUGAAAUGUAUUGAAGUAUCAACUAAUCUUUACAAUGUAGAAAGCGUAAUAAACAUCCGACUGCCAGUCAGUGACUGGCCUCCUUGAAAAUGAUUUUUGUACAUUAUAUGAGAUCAAUCAAGCAAGUUUGAAAAA
Ricinus communis (castor bean) is the source of this 2599-nucleotide messenger RNA. RefSeq lists its product as uncharacterized. The coding region runs from base 643 to 2460 and encodes 605 amino acids. NCBI's taxonomy places the organism in Eukaryota, Viridiplantae, Streptophyta, Magnoliopsida, Malpighiales, Euphorbiaceae. The transcript has 12 exons. Gene Ontology annotation, biological process: de-etiolation; cellular response to calcium ion; regulation of stomatal closure. The record is from RefSeq and is a predicted model, not a curated record.